UGUCCGUAUCAGAUAGUGCUGUUCUGCUUUCAUUGACCGCCGCUCCUGUCUUGUGUGUGUUGGCGUUUCAUGGACGCGAUGGACGAAGAAUUAAAAUGCCCCGUUUGCGGUUCUUUCUUCAAGGAUCCGAUUAUUCUGCCGUGUUCACAUAAUGUUUGCUUGGCUUGCGCCCGAAAUAUCAUCGUUCAGACCCCAGAAGGCGAAACACCUCCGCAUAGCGGUGCGUCAGGCACCUCCGAUUACGAUUAUCUGGAUAUGGACAAGAUGAGCAUGUAUAGCGAAACGGACAGUGGCUACGGAUCAUAUACCCCAUGCCUGAAGUCUCCGAACGGCGUGAGGGUGUUUCCCCCGGCGCUAGUUCACCGGCACUGCUCCAUCACAUGCCCCCUUUGUCACCGAAGCGUCUCUUUGGAUGAACGGGGGCUGAGGGGCUUCCCACGGAACCGGCUACUGGAAGCGAUCGUAGCCCGGUACCAGCAGAGCCGAUCGAUAGCCGUGAAAUGCCAGCUGUGCGACCGAAACCCAGUCGAGGCUACUGUAAUGUGCGAGCAGUGCGACGUGUUUUACUGCACGCCAUGUCAGCAGCGAUGUCACCCUUCCCGCGGACCGCUGGCCAAGCAUCGCCUGCUGCCGCCGACUCAAGUGCCCGGCGCUAGCCAGCAGCAGCCGACCGCGGCUCGCAAACUGGCGACGUGCGCGGAGCACGAUCUGGAGAAUUACAGCAUGUACUGUGUCAGCUGCAAGACGCCAGUGUGUUACCAGUGUCUGGAAGAGGGCAAGCACGCCGCGCACGAGGUCAAGCCUUUGGGUGGCACGUGGAAGCAGCACAAGUGCCAGCUCUCCCAGGCCUUAAACGGCGUGUCAGACAAAGCCAAGGACGCCAAGGAGUUCUUGGUCCAGCUGAAGAUGAUGCUGCAGCAGAUACAGGAGAACGGGGUGGAGUUUGAGGCCUGCCUGGUGGCCCAGUGUGACGCCCUCAUUGAUGCACUCAGUCGGCAGAAAGCUAAGCUCCUCACCAAGGUGACCAAGGAGCGCGAGUACAAGCUAAAGGUGGUGCGGGACCAGAUCACACACUGCACCAUGAAGCUGCGUCAGACCACGGGAAUGAUGGAGUACUGCUUAGAAGUCAUCAAGGAGAACGACCCCAGCGGUUUCCUGCAGAUCUCAGAUGCCCUGAUCAGGCGAGUCCUGUCGUCCCAAGACCAGUGGGUGAAGGGAGCCCUGGAGCCCAAGGUGGGCCCCGAGUUUGACCUGACGCUGAACACCGACCCGCUCCUGCAGGCUAUCCUCCAGCUAGACCUAGUCCAGGGCAAAGGUUUUCGGGAAUCUCCGUUAUUGACACACAUGCAUGCAGGUGGACAGAAAGAGGCGGGAAUCCCUGGAGCUGAGACCUCCAAAGUGCCCCCAGCCCCUCUGCUGCAGCUAGAGCAGUGCUGUACGCUAAACAACAGCGCCACCUUGGCCUGGCGGGUGCCAGUGCCGCCCGGCGGGAUCGUGGACGGAUACGUGCUGGAGCUGGAUGAUGGCGAUGGCGGCCAGUACAGGGAGGUGUACGUGGGGAAGGAGACCGUGUGCACAGUGGACGGACUGCACUUCAACAGCUCAUACAACGCGCGCGUUAAGGCCUACAACGCCAUGGGCGUGGGGCCCUACAGCAAAACCGUCGUCCUGCAGACGUCUGAUGUGGCCUGGUUCACCUUUGACCCCAGCACCGCCCACAAGGACAUAAUGCUGUCCAAUGAGAACCAGACUGUGAGCUGCAGUAGCUACGACGACCGUGUGGUGCUGGGCACCGCCGCCUUCUCCAAGGGUGUGCAUUACUGGGAGCUGACAGUAGAUCGCUACGACAACCACCCGGACCCGGCUUUCGGGGUGGCCCGAAUCAACACCAUGAAGGAUAUGAUGCUGGGUAAAGAUGACAAGGCGUGGGCCAUGUAUGUGGACAACAACCGCAGCUGGUUCAUGCACAACAACUCACACACCAGCAGGGCAGAAGGAGGUAUCACCAAGGGCUCCACCGUGGGCAUCCUGCUGGACCUCAACAAGCGCAACCUCACAUUCUUCAUCAACAAGGAGCAGCACGGGCCGGUUGCCUUCGAAAACCUGGACGGCGUCUUCAUGCCUGCGCUCAGCCUUAACAGGAAUGUCCAGGUCACUCUGCUAACGGGCCUGGAGGUGCCAAAGAAUAUUUUGCAGCAGUAGACUCUGCAAGAAUUCUGGGACAUUGGCAAGUCAGCAUCACCAUGGCAAGUCUCCCUUACGGCAACCAGUAUCCUAACCAACAUCCACCGACAAAGACAACCUUAAACAUUUCAGAAUAACAUACCGAGUACGUUGGAUUAUAAUAACCCUAUUAUUAUUUUUGUAGUCCUGAGUAGUCAGACAACAAAAUUACAUCACAGUCGAGGAUUUUUUUAUUUUAUUUUGUACAGCACCUUUUUCAAUGAAAUUGUCAAGAGUGUUUUUAGGAAAAUACCUGACAGACAAAGUCAAUCAUCAUAAAAUUACACCAACCACAGAUAAGUGCCCAAUAGUGGCCUUGUAGGCUACUACAACUUAUCUCAGGUUAGUAAAUACAGUUUGCUUUGUAUAGUUUAUAUAGCUGAGAUUUUGUCACAGAGGUCAGAGAGGCACUAACCCAGGUUAGAAUUCUCAAUGUUUCUCAUGAUUCUCACACAGAGUGGGCAGACGCAUCAAGUAUCCAUGCCGAUGUUAAAUGACCAAAAUCCUGAUACGAUGUAUCUCUGGGAGAUAACAUCCCAUUCCUGCCAGCCUCCCCAAGCUGCUAUAAUAACCUAUACUUGAUGUUCGCCAGUGUGAAUAGCUCUCCUCAAGUACAAUUUGAAUAUUAUGCCCGACUGAGUUCUUACGCUUCCAAGUGGAACGUGUGACUCCGAUCGUCCUUCUAAGCCAUGAACACAACUGCUAUUACUGAAUGUCAUUGCGAGCAAAGGUCCCCAGGGAUUCCGUGCCCUCCAGAGAGGCUGCCUGCCUGCAGAUGGGUAUUUGCAUGAACGGUUUUGAAUGGCCGCUCCUUCGCAGCAUCCGGGCAAGAACAGAAAUCCGACGAAUACUUCCGACACUGUGAUGCUUUGUGAAUAUUUUUUUUUUGAGAAUUCCCUCGUUUGUAAUUUCAAUUGGAUUCUUCUGGUUAUGUUUUCUUUUUUUUUUUAAUCCCAUAUAUAUUAGUCAUAAACUGAAGUGUGUCCAAUGAGAUAUUUUGUUAUCCAGCAUUUUAUCCAAAAAUAGGUAUCCAUAAACAGUUACUAGCUAUUACAUUCUUUGAAGCUGUACGUGCAUGUUACGCAGCUGUAUAUAUGGACAUGAAAAUGAGUGAACGCUGUAGUGUCCUAAGCAUGAGCUUUAUAUGAACUCGUCCAUUUAUGAACUUUCUGUAAAUACCACACAAAAUGCCCCUCUAUGUGUGUGACUUAAGAACAUUUGGUGCGACAGACCACGUGAGUUUCGGACCAAAAACGGCAAUGUACCUCGCAGGCUUUGAUAUCGGUACUGUAGGACUUUUCCCAUUGGUAUAUUCUGAACCUUUUUGUAAAAAAAAAGCUCAUAUUAUACUCUGUGGUCAAAGCCUUGAUGGUCUUACCAUCUCCUCUAGUGCGUCUAUGUGUAAUUUUCACUUCAUGAUGCCGUGCACUCAUAGAGGAAAAUCCUAAUGAAUGAAAGCAACAUUUUACACAGGAAAACGAAUGUCAAACUGAUGAGUCGGAAAUGUUCAAAUACGUAAGGAAAAACUCCUAAACUGUCAAUAAAAUAGCAAAGGGGAGGAGCCACUCAGCAUGUUCUAUAUUAUGUAGAUGUUAGAAAGGUGUUUUGAUUAAGUGCGCAUAAACCCUGACAUAAAACUUGAUUCUUUAAUUAGAGAUGAAAAUAUUUUUGUUGGAGGCCUACAGUGAAACUACUGGCAAAAUCUGGAGUGUUUUUUACUUCAGGAUAUUCCAGCACCCGUUUGAAAAGGGUAGGAACAGUGUUGUGCAUUUGUAAUCCGAGACAUCAGAAGUCUUUCCGCAUAAGAUCCAGCACUUUUAAGGUUGGUUGACUUCAAGUCAUGGACGUUUUUAACUUCAGAAGAAAACACACACACCUCCAAAUGUAUAGCCUUCUUUUAAAAUCGUGCCAAAAUUCCAGUGUUAAAUAGGGUAGAAUAGACUCUUUUUUUCUGGAGACUGAUUAAAUAAAA
Brienomyrus brachyistius is the source of this 4195-nucleotide messenger RNA. Its product is annotated as E3 ubiquitin-protein ligase TRIM9. The record is from RefSeq and is a predicted model, not a curated record. The transcript is spliced from 11 exons. Gene Ontology annotation, molecular function: zinc ion binding; protein binding. Bases 70 to 2202 code for a protein of 710 amino acids. Lineage: Eukaryota; Metazoa; Chordata; Actinopteri; Osteoglossiformes; Mormyridae.